Thlaspi arvense is the source of this 1140-nucleotide messenger RNA. The record is from the annotation of a GenBank genome assembly. Lineage: Eukaryota; Viridiplantae; Streptophyta; Magnoliopsida; Brassicales; Brassicaceae.
AUGGAAACAAGAAAUGAGACAAAAGCUUCACCGGAAAACAACCUCAGAAGCAGAGCAGCUGUUGGGAACAACAGCAAGAAAGACAUGAUUUUUCGAGCAGAUAAGAUCGAUCUGAAGAAUCUAGACAUCCAGCUGGAGAAACAUCUGAGUAGGGUUUGGUCAAGAAGCAUCGAGAAGAAUCCAAAACCUAAAGAAGAGUGGGAAAUCGAAUUGGCUAAAUUGGAGAUGAGGAACGUCAUUGCUCGUGGUGCUUAUGGUAUUGUCUACAAAGGCAUCUAUGAUGGUCAAGAUGUUGCAGUGAAAGUUCUUGAUUGGGGAGAGGAUGGUUACGCAACGGCUGCUGAGACUUCUGCUCUCCGUGCUUCGUUUCGACAAGAAGUCGCUGUUUGGCACAAACUUGACCAUCCUAAUGUCACAAAGGUGUUUGUUGGAGCAUCAAUGGGAACGACGAAUCUGAAGAUACCUUCAUCAGCUGAGACGCAGAACUCUCUGCCUCAACGAGCUUGUUGUGUUGUUGUGGAGUAUCUUCCUGGAGGAACCCUUAAGCAGUAUUUGUUCCGUAACAGGAGAAAGAAACUCGCUUUUAAAGUCGUGGUUCAACUCGCUCUUGAUCUCUCCAGAGGGCUAAGUUAUUUGCAUUCAGAGAGAAUCGUUCAUCGCGAUGUGAAAACAGAGAACAUGCUUUUGGAUUAUCAGAGGAAUCUAAAGAUUGCUGAUUUUGGGGUGGCUAGAGUUGAAGCACAGAAUCCAAAGGACAUGACUGGAGAAACUGGUACUCUUGGAUACAUGGCUCCAGAGGUUCUUGAUGGUAAGCCAUACAAUAGAAGAUGUGAUGUUUAUAGCUUUGGGAUAUGCUUGUGGGAGAUAUAUUGUUGUGAUAUGCCUUACCCUGAUCUCAGCUUUGCUGAUGUUUCUUCUGCUGUUGUUCGUCAGAAUCUGAGACCGGAGAUUCCGAGAUGUUGUCCGACAUCAUUAUCGAGCAUAAUGAAGAAAUGUUGGGAAGCAAAUCCAGAGAAAAGACCUGAGAUGGAGGAAGUUGUGAAGAUGCUUGAAGGAGUCGACACCUCUAAAGGCGGCGGAAUGAUCCCGGAAGAUCAGAGAUCUGGCUGCUUCUGCUUUGUCUCCGGUCGUGGUCCAUAA